Molecule: messenger RNA, 237 nt
Organism: Aspergillus niger
Lineage: Eukaryota; Fungi; Ascomycota; Eurotiomycetes; Eurotiales; Aspergillaceae
Exons: 2
Coding region: 1-237 (78 amino acids)
Source: RefSeq, a predicted model, not a curated record
AUGCCAAAGAUCGCUUUCCCCUCAUGGCAGGGUCUUGGAGGGCAAAAGCUGGGUGAGGCUGACUGGCACACCGCCUGCAGGUCUAAGCCCGAGUGGUGCAUCGAGAUAUGGGAUGACGUUUACCGAGCGUUGGUCCUUAACGCGGACAAGGCUGUUAACGAGAUCAACGGGCUUCUCGCUGUGGAAAAUGCGAUCACCUUUAAAAUUUUUGCUGAUUUUCUAUGUAUCAGGACUUAA